This is a messenger RNA of Dromiciops gliroides (monito del monte), 1602 nucleotides long. It is a transcript of the gene ILDR1, whose product is annotated as immunoglobulin like domain containing receptor 1. NCBI's taxonomy places the organism in Eukaryota, Metazoa, Chordata, Mammalia, Microbiotheria, Microbiotheriidae. Gene Ontology annotation, molecular function: high-density lipoprotein particle receptor activity. The record is from RefSeq and is a predicted model, not a curated record. Gene Ontology annotation, cellular component: plasma membrane.
AUGUGUUCUUGGCCAGGAUGUCUCUCUUUGCUGGUGACGGUGCAGGAUACUGAACGCUAUGUCACACUAUUUGCCUCCAUUGUCCUCAAGUGCGACUACACCACAUCUGCCCAGCUACAGGACGUGAUGGUCACCUGGAGCUUCAAGUCCUUCUGCAAGGACCCAAUCCUAGAUUACUACUCUGCAUCAUAUCAAGCGGCUUUAGCUCUGGGUCAAGACCCAUCCAAUGAUUGCAAUGACAGCCAAAGGACUGUCCGGAUUGUGGCUCAGAGGCGUGGACAGAAUGAGCCAGUCCUGGGUGUGGAGUACCGGCAGCGCAAGAUUACUAUCCAGAACAGAGCAGAUCUUGUGAUUAAUGAGGUGAUGUGGUGGGACCAUGGAGUCUAUUAUUGUGCCAUUGAGGCUCCAGGGGACACCUCCGGAGACCCAGAUAAGGAAGUGAAGCUCAUUGUUCUCCACUGGCUGACGGUGAUCUUCAUCAUCCUUGGAGCCAUCUUCCUCAUAGUGCUGGUCAGUGUGUGCUGGUGCCAGUGUUGUCCCCAGUAUUGCUGCUGCUAUGUCCGCUGUCCCUGCUGUCCAACCCGGUGCUGCUGCCCCGAGGAAGUCCUGGCCCGGCACCGGUAUAUGAAGCAGGCUCGGGCACUAAUCCCCCAGAUGAUGGAAAAACCCCUCUAUUGGGGCGCUGACAGGAGCUCCCAGGUUUCAUCUUACCAAAUGAACCCGCUGCUGCAGCGAGACUUUUCCCUUCAGGCCAGCUUCCCUCAGAUGCCGGUACCCCCAACACCAACUCACCCCCCUGCUGCCAAUGGAGUGCUGGAGUACUUAGAAAAGGAACUGCAGAAACUCAACCCUGCUCAGCCCUCCCCCCCCGACCACAAAACAAGAGUUGGUCGCCACUGCAGCAUGCUUUCUUCCUUGGGUUCAGAAAUUGUGGAACGAAGGAUUAUCCACCUUCCUCCCUUGGUCAGAGACCUUCCCUCCUCCCAGAGGACCAGUGAAUCAUCUCACCAGCAGUGGGGCUCCCAGUUUUCCAGGAGACCUUGGGCUCCGAGGGAGGUGAAAGAGGAAAGGAGGCAGAAUCAUUACUCUGAUUUCCAUCGAGAGUCCUUGCAACCAUGGCCAAAGCCCAAGGUGUCUGAGCACAGAGGCCGUGAGAACUAUAAGGGGAGAAGGCAUUGGACCUCCAGAGAGGAAGUCUCACCCACCUCCAGGCCAUACUCUGAUAGCCUGAGUGAUGAUGGGUCCUAUUCCCAGGAGGCCAACUGGCGCCCCAACCACUCUACACAACACAGCCGCUCUCCAGGGAGGCGCCAUCGGCCAAGCCAAAGGGAGAAUACCUACAGGCACCAUAGCCGCCGACACCGAAGCUAUUCCCCGCCAUCUUGCCACAGCUCUUGGACCUCAGAAGAAGAGAAGGAGCGGCAGUAUCGUCAAGGUUGGAAAUCCCACCGUCCUCCUCAACCCCCAAGCUGGACAGAAGAGAAGCCACCAAGCUACCGCUCUCUAGAAGUCAUUCCAGGCAAGAAUGUCAGGAAAAAAGGGAAUGUGGAAAGGCGUUCGGAGAGAGAAAGCUCCCAUAGUGGAAGAAGCGUCAUCAUUUAA